Messenger RNA from Saitoella complicata NRRL Y-17804, 1110 nucleotides. RefSeq names its product calcium/proton exchanger. The transcript has 2 exons. The record is from RefSeq and is a predicted model, not a curated record. Gene Ontology annotation, molecular function: calcium:proton antiporter activity. Gene Ontology annotation, biological process: calcium ion transmembrane transport; intracellular calcium ion homeostasis. The coding region runs from base 1 to 1110 and encodes 369 amino acids. Gene Ontology annotation, cellular component: fungal-type vacuole membrane. Lineage: Eukaryota; Fungi; Ascomycota; Saitoellomycetes; Saitoellales; Saitoellaceae.
AUGCAGCAGGCGUUGGUUACGUUGAAGGUUAUUUUGUUGAGUAACUAUAUCAAUGUGUUGUUGGUGUUUGUCCCGCUUGGGAUCGUUGCGGGGAUGUUGCACUGGAACUCGACGCUUGUCUUUGUUCUUAACUUCCUCGCCAUCAUUCCUCUUGCUGCGCUCCUCGGCUUCGCAACCGAAGAACUCGCACUCUCCGUCGGCCAGACCUUGGGCGGUCUCAUGAAUGCAACCUUUGGCAACGCAGUCGAACUAAUCGUCUCCAUCGUCGCCCUCCUCAAAGGCGAAAUCCGUAUCGUCCAAGCCUCCAUGCUCGGCUCAAUCCUCUCCAACAUCCUCCUCGUCCUCGGAAUGUGCUUCUUCGCCGGUGGACUCAGAUACCAAGAACAAUCCUUCAACCAGACCGUUGCGCAGACCAUGUCUUCCCUCAUGGCUGUCGCGACGGCGUCCUUGUUGAUUCCGGCGGCGUUUAGGGCUAGUGUCCCGAGUGAUGAGACGACAGAGUUGUUGGAUUUGUCGAGGGGGGUGUCGAUUGUGUUGUUGGUGCUCUAUGUUCUUUACCUUUACUUCCAGCUCAAGACCCAUGCGGAUUUGUACUCGGAGCAGGAGUCUGAGGAUGAUGAGCAGGAGGAGAAGACGAUUACGGCGUGGACUGCGGGUGGGUUGUUGGUGGUCAUCACCCUCCUCGUCGCCUUCUGUGCCGAGUUCUUGGUCGACUCGAUUGACGCCCUCGUCGCCGCCUCAGGAAUCUCAAAGACGUUCGUGGGUCUCAUCCUCAUCCCCAUCGUCGGUAACGCAGCCGAACACGUCACCUCCGUCACCGUCGCCUACAAGAACAAGAUGGACCUCGCCGUCGGUAUCGCCAUCGGCUCUUCCAUGCAGAUUGCGCUCUUCAUGACUCCCUUCUUGGUCAUUCUGGGGUGGAUCGUGGGACAACCUAUGUCGCUCUACUUCCAGACCUUCGAGACUGCGGUGUUGUUUAUCAGUGUGUUGAUUGUCAACUACUUGAUUCAGGAUGGAAAGAGUAACUGGCUUGAGGGUGCGUUGUUGAUGGGUGUCUAUGCUAUUAUCAGUAUGGCUUUCUUCCUUUACAGGCCUGAGGAUGGUCUUUGA